Messenger RNA from Osmerus eperlanus (European smelt), 3998 nucleotides. RefSeq names its product 3-hydroxy-3-methylglutaryl-CoA synthase 1 (soluble) (gene hmgcs1). Lineage: Eukaryota; Metazoa; Chordata; Actinopteri; Osmeriformes; Osmeridae. The transcript is spliced from 10 exons. Gene Ontology annotation, biological process: acetyl-CoA metabolic process. Gene Ontology annotation, molecular function: hydroxymethylglutaryl-CoA synthase activity. The record is from RefSeq and is a predicted model, not a curated record. Bases 143 to 1705 code for a protein of 520 amino acids.
UAAGUUUAGGCGGAAGCUGGUCCGUCGCCUUUUUCGUCCGGCUGCGGGUGGUCGCAUCUCGAAUUCUGACCUUACGAUCUAUCUAGUCACGGUUAGGCAGUAAUCCUGUCAUUCACACUGUAAAUACUUCAGCCCUUACAAAAUGCCUGGAUCAGUCCCAGCCAGUGGUGAGGCCACAUGGCCCAAAGAUGUGGGCAUCAUUGCCAUGGAGAUCUACUUCCCCUCCCAGUACGUGGAUCAAGCAGAGCUGGAACAGUUUGAUGGUGUGUCAGCGGGAAAGUACACGGUGGGUCUGGGCCAGGCACGUAUGGGCUUCUGCUCAGACCGCGAGGACAUCAACUCCCUGUGCCUGACUGUGGUCCAGAGGCUGAUGGAGAGGAACUGCCUGUCCUACGACAGCGUUGGGCGCCUGGAGGUUGGUACCGAAACCAUCAUUGACAAGUCCAAGUCUGUCAAGACGGUUAUCAUGCAGCUGUUUGAGGAGUCGGGCAACACAGACGUAGAGGGAAUUGAUACGACCAACGCCUGCUAUGGUGGCACAGCCGCCCUCUUCAAUGCUGUCAACUGGGUGGAGUCCAGUUCCUGGGACGGUCGCUAUGCAGUGGUGGUGGCAGGAGAUAUUGCUGUUUAUGCUACUGGAGGUGCCAGGCCAACGGGUGGUGCUGGUGCAGUCGCCAUGUUGGUUGGACCCAAUGCUCCAUUGGUUUUUGACAGAGGUCUUCGGGGAACACACAUGCAGCACGCUUAUGACUUUUACAAGCCAGAUAUGGUGUCAGAGUACCCUGUUGUGGAUGGCAAGUUGUCUAUCGAGUGCUACCUGAGUGCGUUGGACCGCUGUUACUCUGUGUACCGCAACAAGAUCCAUGCACAGUGGCAAAGGGAGGGUGUGGAGAAGCGUUUUAGCCUAGAAGACUUUGGCUAUAUGGUCUUUCACUCUCCUUACUGCAAACUGGUGCAGAAGUCACUGGCCCGUCUCAUGCUCAACGAUUUCCUGAGUCACCCCAACCCCAACACCGAGACUGGACUAUUCAGCGGUCUGGAAGCCUUCAGGCAGAUAAAGCCAGAAGAAACCUACUUUGACCGUGAUGUGGAGAAGGCCUUCAUGAAGGCCAGCACACAGCUGUUUGAGGAUAAGACCAAGGCUUCCCUCCUGGUCUCCAACCAGAACGGCAACAUGUACACGCCCUCAGUGUACGGCUGCCUGGCGUCAGUCCUCGCACAAUAUACAUCUGAACAGCUGGCGGGUCAGAGAAUAGGAUUGUUCUCCUACGGCUCAGGCUUCGCCGCCACACUCUACUCCCUCAGAGUUUCACAGGACUCAACUCCAGGUUCUGUAUUGGACAAGCUGUUGUCCAGUCUGUGUGACCUGAAGGCCAGACUUGACUCCAGGAGAAAGGUGUCUCCUGCUGUGUUUGCUGAGAACAUGAAGCUGAGGGAGGAGACUCACCACCUAGCAAACUACAUUCCUCAGGGUUCUGUUGAUGAGCUGUUCCCGGGGACAUGGUACCUGAGCCGUGUGGACGAGAAGCACCGCAGGGAGUAUGCCAAACGCUCCCUCAACGACGACCUACCCCUGGAGGCUGGCCGGGUGAACUCCACCACAACCACAGAGCAGCACAUCCCCAGCCCUGCAAAGAAGAUGCCCCGAUUCCCUGGCACCACAGGUGGGCCUGAGGCGGUGGCCAUCAGCAACGGGGACCAUUAAGCUCCUAUCCUCUGUGAGGUAUAUUUUUAGGCUGACCGACAUGUGGAGACGGAUCAACUAAAACAAACAAACAAACAAACUGAAAGAAUGGUAAAUGAAGAGCUAUGUCCAUUCACCUCUUCAGUGAUAUAUCACUGACUGUGAAUCACCACAUCAUCUAUCCCUCUCUGAACUUGGUUUAUUUAAAAGAAAAUUAAUUGCGGGAUUGUACACUUAAGUAGGUUAUAUUUUUUUUUCAUGGGAGGCCCAGGAAAAAGACAUUGGCUUUGUCAAGGUUGCAGACACUCCUCACAUUUUAUUCCUCAACUUUCUGUUCAGCUAAAAAGAGAAAGGAAGAACAAUUGUAAUUAGUUCUGUUAUAUGGACUUUAACAAAUCUUCCUUUUUUGUAUGGUAAUGUACUUACAUUUAUGGUCAUUUAUAAAGAAAACAUAUAUAUAUACCCUAAUAUAUAUUAAAAUGGUAGUGUUGCACAAACUGCUGUGGAACCAGUAGUUAAUUAAUUUGACCUAAUUACACAACGAUAAGAGGAAACCUAAAAGGAGUGAACGUCUUCUAUGACCCAUGCUUCUGUUGUAUUUAACUAUUUAGCUUAUCUUCCCUCUCUGCCAAGAAAGAUCAUAAACAGGAAUGUAGCCCUAGUGGGCAUAAAGGGAAGUUAGCCUUAUCUGUGUGUUGAUUUAUCAAAUGCUGCUACUAAUGCAACCUGCUACAAUGUGUCUGACCUGUUAAUGUGUAACUGCACAGAAGAAUACUUCAGUUGACUGUGUAAGUAAAUGUAAAACAAAAUGGCCUGACGUCUUCCUCUUGUGACACAGAGACAACAAGCAGAGUGACAGGGAGGUCAGAGGUAUUUGUUUUUUUUCUGCCACAGCUUCAGUCAUGCAAUCAAUGUUUAUUUUGACAGUGGAUGCUGCAGCAUUACAAGGAGGAAUGCAAUCACCUGACUUGAUCGGGAAAUUGAUUGAAACUCAUUAAAUGGAUUAAAUUCAAUUAUUUAACAACUAAUCUGGGCCAAGCUCUUAACAACUAUACAGAUGGCAUAAACAAAACUUUUUUUUUUUACAUAGUUUAGAGACAUUGUAAUUAAAUUACCUGUUUCUAAUUCCAUUUCCAAUGUGUAUUGGGGAAUAAUUACUUAGGAGAAGCUUUUGAAGGUAGAAAAAAAGGAAAUGUCAGUAGGCAAAAACCCAUAUGCAAUCUUGUUAACUUGUUCAUGCAUUACAUCCGGUUCUUUGCUCUGCCAGACUGGCUUUAGAACUUUCCACGCCUGUCUGUUUUGUGUUAGUGAUUCACUUGUCAUUAGUUGUGCCAAAUCGCUAUGGUAAGAGAGAAGCACUGCUAGGGUUGGUCUCACCUGCAGGUGUAUUAUGGGCAGGAUGACACCGAUGCCCAUUGUGCCUCUGUGAGCUGCAGUAAUCCAAAUAUACAUUGGGGAGUUGCCUUUCUACAGAAGACUGAAAGGAUGGACGAGGAGAGGACAGGGCAAGCAUCACACUUUAGCCGUCAUUUUAAGGGCCUCAACUCAAGGGCUUAUGGUGAGUUCUGGUUUAUCUAAAGGGGUGUGUGCUUUGAAAAAAAAAAAAUUGUUCCAUGUUGUGCGAUAUACAGAAGAAAGUAAUGUUCAGUGUCCUUCCAACAUGUCUUUUCUGAAAGACUUGAGUGACCAGAUGCGGUCCUGAAAGGGUUGUGUUCCCAGAAAGGUCUCUCUCAAAACGUAGUUUUUAUUAUAACAUUGGCGGGUAAGGAAAAGACUGUACUAGCUACCAACUAUUGACACAGGCAGAAAGUGCUCAGCCAGAAAAAUCUGCAAACAUCAGCCUUAAGGGUCUAGAGUGGGACAUAUGUUAUUCUUUUUUGACUGUUGUGGAUUACCUCAGUGACUUUAGCUGUCAAGCUACUGGUAUUGAACAAAAGGCUCUGAGGAAAAAAUAACUUGUUGUUAGAUGACAGAUUGCUCAAGUUUUCAGAAGCCUUACAGUAAGCAUGUACUAAAUGACAAAGCUAUACUCAUAAUACUGUAUAGAUAUUACUCUUUUUAAUUAAUACAGCCAAGAUAAGUUGCAUCUGAGGUUAUAUCUGUAUAUGGCUGAUGUUUACAUAAUGUUUCUCUGAGAUCUGAUAAUUUUUACCAUUUUUUGGUGAGUAAUGUACAGUAAUAACUAAGGUUUAUAUUUAUAGAUAUAAAUAAAUUGGUGUCUGAUCAAGUGUCUUUUUUUAUAGAAACAAUCUGUAUAGACAACAUGUUAUAACCAUCUAGAGAUUGACUGAUAAAUAAAUAUCUCUUUAUUCAA